This is a messenger RNA of Bactrocera oleae (olive fruit fly), 5183 nucleotides long. It is a transcript of the gene GramD1B, whose product is annotated as GRAM domain containing 1B. Gene Ontology annotation, biological process: intracellular sterol transport. The record is from RefSeq and is a predicted model, not a curated record. Lineage: Eukaryota; Metazoa; Arthropoda; Insecta; Diptera; Tephritidae. Gene Ontology annotation, molecular function: sterol binding; sterol transfer activity. Gene Ontology annotation, cellular component: endoplasmic reticulum membrane; plasma membrane; endoplasmic reticulum-plasma membrane contact site.
CCUUAAACUUUUCAGAUAAACCUUGUCUUUUUUAAACACUAACACUUAAAUGCCAUGAAAUUAUUUAUUAAUUAAUUAUAAUUUAGUUGGAUAAAUAGGCAUGUCACAGAAAAUACAAAAGUUUGGAAAAUAUUUAUGACUUAUUUUUAAGAAAAUGCUUAAAUAAUUUAAGCCCACAUGCAACCCAGUUUCAUAGGAAACCAAUUCGUCUAAAAAAAAAAUAAAUAAAUAAAAUACAAAAAAACAUCGCAGAAAUGAAAAAGUGGCAGAAAUCUUUGCAUCAAAAGUGUUUCGUAGUGCGGAGAUUAUAAUUAUUAAUGAUUUAAAGAUACUAUUUCUGUGCGUCUUAAGAAUAUUUUAAUAUCAUGUGCAAUAGCUAAUAAAAGAAGAAUUAGUGUAAUUUAAACUGCUGACCCGCUAUAUGGCAAUCCAGAUAUACAGAAACCUGCAAUUCAACCUUUGAGAAAGUAGCAUUCGCAGCUGAAAAUCAGUAUUGAAAAGCCAAAAAUCAGCUCGCUAGUAAUGUGAAAAAUUACGAAAUGUUCCUUAAAAUGUGUAAGGAUUAAAGAAAUUUUAAGAUAGACUUACUGUCUGAGAAUACAUAAUCAAAGGUGUAGCGCUGAAUCGCUGUGAUAUUAACUGGGUGAAGCUUGGAUUGUCAUGAGUUGUGCCAGUACAAAAAGACAACAAUCUACAACAACUACACCAAUUAAUAGUACGGAGCCAGCGCCCUUCACUUCAGCAUCAUCGUCCCCAAUUUUAGAAAACCCCUUAAUAGAUCAUAGAGGCAACGUUGCAAACCAGGACUCAUCUAUAAUUACAAGUGCUCUUGAAUAUACAGACUUAAGGAAAAGUAGGCCAACACCACCCCCAAGAUUAGGAAGGGUCCAAAAAAUUACUUCCGCUGCGGCGCCGGCUCAUCAAACGCUGAUGAUAAAAAAUAUUGAGAGCAUAUCAACUCAUGCGAACGCUGAGGAAAAAGAUGAAGAAAAGGAAGAAAAAAAUAUUUGUUGUGGUCCCAACAGGAAAUCUUCCAUCGCCGAUGAAAUUGGUGCAGCACAGGUCAAUAAACUAAAACCAAUUAAAGAGGGGGCCGAAGAAACUAAGCCAAUAAACACUGAUAAUACUAAAACUGAUAGCGACGCAGCCACUAUAGUUUCUAGUGAUGUUCAGGAACUUGGAGGCGGCGAUUUGAAAUUGGCGAAUAAUACGUUCUCAUCUACUACAGUUAAAAUAGAGACAGCUGUUGACGUCCCCAACUCUUCUACGUCUGACUCAAAUUUGGUCCCAACUGGGACUAACAAAUACAUACAGAGCACCGUUAAAUUCUCAGCAGUGUCGGAAACACUUGAAUGCGUACUCAGCGACACUGACAAAACCGAAAAGGAAAAUCAAGACUCAGCGAGUGGAACCACAUUGGAUGGAUUAUUGCCUAAGGCGUCUAAUAGCGGAGAAAGUUCACUAAGUCGAGAUAAUUCAAUUGUUUUAGGAAAAAGUAAAUUACCGAAAACACCAUCGUUUUCAAAAUUAUCCAAUAGCUUGCAGAGUUCGCUGGGAGCACUUAGCGGCAGCCGCCCUGAUGAGGACACCAUCAGCAAGUCAAGCGAUACUUCUGGUGAGCUAGUGCGUGGUAUAUUUGAAGAUUCGAGUGCUGUUGAUAAACCAAAAAGCGGCUCUCGGCUUUCGGAACGAGCCAAAAAGAAGUCUUGGUACAACGUCCUUUAUCCGAAUUACAAAUCACGCGCAGAAGAUUUCAAAAAGCUCUUCAAAGAGGUACCGUGCGAAGAGCGUCUUAUUGUUGAUUACUCGUGCGCACUGCAGCGCGACAUUCUAGUGCAGGGACGCUUGUAUGUCUCACAGAAUUAUGUUUGUUUUCAUGCUAAUAUAUUCCGAUGGGAAACUUAUUUAACCAUACGAUGGAAGGAUGUCACAUCAAUAACAAAGGAGAAAACUGCUCUUGUCAUACCAAAUGCCAUUUUGAUUUGUACUGCUAAGGAGAAGUACUUCUUUGCCACAUUCACAACACGUGACAAGGCGUUUUUGAUGCUCUUUCGAGUAUGGCAGAAUACGUUGAUGAACAAGCAAAUGCUGCCGCAAGAAAUAUGGCAAUGGGUGCAUAAUUGUUACGGCGAUGAACUAGGUUUGACCACAGACGACGAAGAAGAUUACAUUGAUCCAACCACAGUACAAACAGAGAACGAAGGUGAUAUCGAUUAUGCAUCAGCACUAGAAGACGCAACUUCUAUUGUUAGCUCAACCCUCACAAGUGACUACAACACAGCACAUUCAACUCAAAACGUGAACAAUAGCGGGGGUAAUAGCUCCAGCACAAGUAGUGGCGGCGGUGGCGUUGGCAGCAAAUCAAAAACCAAGUCAUACUUUUUCAAUUCGAAUAAAUCGAUUGCGAACUCUUCGACCACAACGUCGGCAAGCGGUUCGGAUAACAAAACAAGUGACAAUAACAUACGCGAACGCGAACGCGAACGCGAAAGCGUUUCGAAAACCAUAAUGAACGCGAAGGAAUUAACAUUGACUUCGGUGAAGCCGGAAGAUGAUACUGCCAAGUGUAAGACGGGCAGUUAUAAUGCGAAUGAAAGUAGCAGCGGCGCCAGUAAAGAGACGAAAAGUUCAACACUUAAACCACAACCGCAUGAAAAGCGCAAAGUUUCAAAAAGUACGCGCGUCCGUGAUGAGGCGGCAAGCAAUAAUCAAACCAAUUUGCCUACAGAUGUCUCUGGUUCCAGUGACUCUGAAGAGAAUAAAGCUCCUUUUGUUGCAACGGCGGAAUGCACAUCAGCACAUGAAGGCCGUCAAUUAGUACACACAAUACUUCCCAUUAAUGUAGAUACGCUGUUCAACUUGCUCUUCUCAAAAUCCAAAUUCCUAGUGGAUUUCCAUGCUAUGCGCAAAACCGAGAAUAUGUCUUUCGGCGAAUGGCUAACUGAUGAGGACGGCAAGAAAACGCGCGCCGUAAGCUUAACAGUGCAGUUAUUAGCUUCCGUGGGACCAAAAACAGCCAGGGUGACCGAGACGCAGGAAAUACGCGACUGCAGCAAACCCGGUGAACUGUAUUCCAUAGAUAUAACUAGUGUUAACGCUGGCAUUCCAUAUGCAGAUAGUUUUAGCGUUUUAAUGCAUUACUGCUUCGUAAGAACCGUGGAUGACCAUACAAUGUUGUCUGUUCAUGCGCAAAUUAAAUACAAAAAAUCCAUUUGGGGUGUCGUUAAGGGCUUUAUAGAGAAGAACACAUGGGCCGGUUUGGAGGAGUACUUUAACGCCAUGCAGCAAGCGUUGCAAAGUGAAACCUGCAUACCACCCGCCAAGGCAAAAGGACGGCGCCCACGCCGCGGUACUGCAGCCCAAGCGCGUCCCACGGAGGAUGUGCCCGAAACACAGACCAAAAGCGAAGCAGUUGAAGUGGCAACGGCCACCAGUCGACGCAACGUUCCGCGGCUACCCCUAGUCGCUGCACAGCAAUCCCCAGUCGAAACAGAACCACAAAACAAACAUAAGUGGCUGUCGGUGUUUGUGAUUGCCUUAUUGUUUUUCUUAAUCGCUCUAAAUGUAAUACUCCUACUCAAGCUGUGGGCACUGGAAGAGCGCAUUGACGACGAUAUAGGCAAUAGGGCGCGUUUACCGAAUUUGGCUGCUUUGAGAGAAUUACCGAAUUCGAAUGAAGAGUGGGUGGAGUUGUUGCGUCAGCAGGAGAUCUUGCAUGAGGCGGAGCUAAAAAAGUGGCACAAAGUGUUGCAAACUGCCAUCGAAUUGCUGAAAAAGACUGAACGUACAUUGGCCGCUCUCAUAUUUCGUUAAAGCCUUCUAACUAAAUUGUGCUGUGAUUGAUUGCACAGAGAGACAAAAAUUGCAUAAGUUAGCGCUAACAAGUAAAACAAAAGAGAAAGAGAAAGUGAUUAAAUUAAACCGAACUCAUUCAGAAUAAAUGCUUCCAAUUGCUUGGUUUCGUUUCGGUUAUUGGCAUAAAUUUGAUCGGACAGAAAUCGGAUUUUAUAGCAGAACACGAAAGAAGAGGCAUGCGACGCUCGGAGCAAUGUCACAAAAAGUUGUCUUCUCGCUGAGCGAAGCCAACUGCCACUAGAUUCCCGUUAGUUUUUUUAUAUAUUUGUAUAUAAAUUUCAAUUAUUUUGUUGCAUAUUUCCAACGGUUUGUUUUUCUUUUCGCUGGCAUAUCAUGUUUGCUAAGCUAAUUUUGUCUAUUUAGUUUUAUUUAAAAAUAGCUUAUACAUAAUUAUGAAGAUAAAGUGCGAUUUGUUGCUUAGACUUUAGUUUAGUUAAAAAUACCAAUUUACAAAUUGAAUAUAUUAUAAAGAUUUUGUAUGUACAUAUAUAUUAUAUAUAUAUAUAUAUAUAUAUCCAAAAUGUACCGUUGUAUUUGUAUUAUUGUAGUAUAAUGUAAGCCUAAGCUAUUAUUUGCCAAGCAUCGUGAGCAGAUUUAUUGUUGAAACAACAUUGUAGAAAUUUAAGCAGCGUCUAAUGGGUUACAAUGCGCAUGGUUUUAUUGUUGCUGCAAGAGCAAUUUUUUAUGAGUGAUUUGAGCUUCGUUUUUAAUUUUCGAAGCUUUUCAAUUCCCAAGCAAGCAAUAAUAAAGCCAGGCAAUCCGGCACACAACUGAAAAAUUCCAUUGUGCAAAGAAUAGACAAAGCAAUAGAAUGGAAAAUCAUAUAUGUACAUAUGUAUAUUCAUGCAUAUGUACGUGUGCUUGAACGAAAUAUUUUUGCACGCGACUAUUUGUUUGGAUCAUCAUAAGUGUUAGUACGCAUAUAUUUGUAAUAUUUUAGUAUAUAUAUUUUUGUAACGAAUAUUUUGAAGUUCCAUUAAAUAAUGAUUAAUACAUGCAAAUGAAAGAGACAAAAUCAUUUAGGAGGCUAGCCGGAAAUAUUUAGUUAGUAAAGAACCGUAAUUAUAAAUUUAAAAAUAAAUUACUGUUGCCCCGCAACUUUAGCAGAUAGUGGUGUGAGCGCAGCCUAGCUAAAACAGUUACAUAUGUAAGUAAAUAUAAGCGACUUGGCCAAUAGCAAUAAAUUUGCAAUACGCAACGGCAGCUUACGAACGCGUAAAUUUAAGUGUUUGAACAAAUUCAAAUUUAUACAAAUAUUGUCAAUGGAACUCAAUUGUGGAAAAUUCAAUAAAAAAAAUACACUGAAAAUCUUUAAUUAUGCAAAUAAA